Molecule: messenger RNA, 1866 nt
Organism: Cebus imitator (Panamanian white-faced capuchin)
Lineage: Eukaryota; Metazoa; Chordata; Mammalia; Primates; Cebidae
Product: CYFIP-related Rac1 interactor B-like
Exons: 1
Coding region: 648-1184 (178 amino acids)
Biological process (GO): regulation of actin filament polymerization; positive regulation of T cell activation
Molecular function (GO): small GTPase binding
Source: RefSeq, a predicted model, not a curated record
GCUUAGCCACAGGGGCAGGUGCUGAGGGGCUCCCGGUCCGGCUGCUGCCGCUCCCCUGCUCCGGACCCGGGGCUCCCCCUAGCGCCGCUGAGGAGCCGCCUGUGCGGCUCGAGGAGGGCGGAGAAGCGGGGCUGAGAGCGCCUGGAGGCUCGAGCGGAGGAUAGAAGGACAAGGACAGAAUCACCAGCACUGGCUGAAGGUACCUUAACUUGGGGAAUCUUCUUAAAGUUUUGACAUGCACACACCUUGAGCAGGGGCCAAAUUUUUUCCUUGAUUUUGAAAAUGCCCAGCCUACAGAGUCUGAGAAGGAAAUUUAUAAUCAGGUGAAUGUAGUAUUAAAAGAUGCAGAAGGCAUCUUGGAGGACUUGCAGUCAUACAGAGGAGCUGGCCACGAAAUACGAGAGGCAAUCCAGCAUCCAGCAGAUGAGAAGUUGCAAGAGAAGGCAUGGGGUGCAGUUGUUCCACUAGUGGGCAAAUUAAAGAAAUUUUACGAAUUUUCUCAGAGGUUAGAAGCAGCAUUAAGAGGUCUUCUGGGAGCCUUAACAAGUACCCCGUAUUCUCCCACCCAGCAUCUAGAGCGAGAGCAGGCUCUUGCUAAACAGUUUGCAGAAAUUCUUCAUUUCACACUCCAGUUUGAUGAACUCAAGAUGACAAAUCCUGCCAUACAGAAUGAUUUCAGCUACUACAGAAGAACAUUAAGUCGUAUGAGGAUUAACAAUGUACCGGCAGAAGGAGAAAACGAAGUAAAUAAUGAAUUGGCAAAUCGAAUGUCUUUGUUUUAUGCAGAGGCAACUCCAAUGCUGAAAACCUUGAGUGAUGCCACAACAAAAUUUGUAUCAGAUAAUAAAAAUUUACCAAUAGAAAAUACCACAGAUUGUUUAAGCGCCAUGGCUAGUGUAUGCAGAGUCAUGCUGGAAACACCGGAAUACAGAAGCAGAUUUACAAAUGAAGAGACAGUGUCAUUCUGCUUGAGGGUAACGGUGGGCGUCAUAAUACUCUAUGACCACGUACAUCCAGUGGGAGCAUUUGCUAAAACUUCCAAAAUUGAUAUGAAAAGUUGUAUCAAAGUUCUUAAGGACCAACCUCCUAAUAGUGUAGAAGGUCUUCUAAAUGCUCUCAGGUACACAACAAAACAUUUGAAUGAUGAGACUACCUCCAAGCAAAUUAAAUCCAUGCUGCAAUAACAGUUCUGGAGUAAGCACCUGCUGUAGGCAGAAGACAGUGUUCUGCAAUGACUGAGAAUGCACAGUUUUUUAGUGAUUGCAAUUACUAUCUCAUUUAUUCUUGCUUUUAUUUCUUUCCUCUGUUCCUCUUCCCCCUUUUUUAAUCAUGUUCUUGUUCUUAAGACUUCUUUUCUGUGCCAAAAUCAGUAAAGUUACACUCUGAAGGGAUAUCAUCCUUUCAAACGGGCCAGCUAAGGCAGCUAAUUAUGCAUUGCAUUGGGAUCUCCACUGAGAAAAAUUCUGUGACUUGAACUAAAUAUUUUUAAAUGUGGAUUUUUUUUGAAACUAAUAUUUAAUAUUGCUUCUCCUGCAUGGCGAGACUGCCUAUUCUGCUAUUUAAAAACCCUCAAUGACUUUAUUUUCUAAUGCCGCCUUUUUCAUGUGCAACCAAAAUGAAAAUGUUUAAAUUAACUGUGUUGUACAAAUGGUACCCAACACAUACUUUUUUAAAAUUAGUAAUACUUUUGUUUAAAGUUUUAAGUUUGCAUUUUGACUUUUUUUGUAAGGAUGUAUGUUGUGUGUUUAACCUUUAUUAACUAACGUUAAAAACUGUGAUGUGUGCGUAGAAUAUUACGUAUGCAUGUUCAUGUCUAAAGAACGGCUGUUGAUGAUAAAAUAAAAAUCAGCUUUCAUUUUUCUAAAA